Messenger RNA from Carya illinoinensis, 3816 nucleotides. RefSeq lists its product as uncharacterized. Gene Ontology annotation, molecular function: nucleic acid binding; RNA-DNA hybrid ribonuclease activity. The transcript has 4 exons. The record is from RefSeq and is a predicted model, not a curated record. NCBI's taxonomy places the organism in Eukaryota, Viridiplantae, Streptophyta, Magnoliopsida, Fagales, Juglandaceae. Bases 1 to 3816 code for a protein of 1271 amino acids.
AUGGAGGGGGAGGAAGCUAUGCAAUUUGGAGCUUGGCUUCGAGCGGAGUCAGUUUUCAGACGUAAAAUGUCCUUUGCCGCUAGAACUGAUAGUGCAGGGGAGAAGGUUGAUUACUCUCCUUCUUCUCACAGGGCGGAGGGGUCUGUUGGUAGUACUGAUCAUGGUGAAAGGUUGGUGGUGCCGGAGGAAGAACUUGCACCGGCAGCUGAGAAAAAAAGCAAUUAUGAGUGUAGCGAAAUUGGAGGAAUUUUUUCAAAAAAUGGAGAUAAGGCUGGUAUCGUUAUGGAUAGACUAGAGGCUGGUAGUGAGUUAAAUAAGGAGUGUGUUUCGGGGAAUGAAGGUGCACAGGAAGUGGAAAUUCAAUUUUCAAAAGCCGUGGAAUUCGAUGAUAGCACUUAUUUGUCUAACAAAGGGGAUGGUGGAAAGUUGAUGGGCUUUAACGGGCCUCAUCUGGAGACAUUGGAUGGGCUUCAGCCUAACUCGGGGUUAAGGCCCAUUAUGCAUGUGCAGUCACAAGCUCAUAUACCCACAUGCACAGCUCAAGUUGUGCCAAAGGCAGGGGAUUCGAUUGCUGGCCAGAACAGCAUGAAUGCUGUAGAACAAGUUAAGGAUCAAACAGUUCAGAGGGGAGCACAAAAGUGGAAAAGGAGAGCUCGAUCACAGGGUCGACUUGCAGCUAGUCUGGACAGUGUAUCAAGAACCAAAAGGUUGCGUGCUGAAGAUGGUGUCUUGAAUGAAGUAGUGGCUGCGAACAAAGGGAAGGGUGAUAACUCUAAGCAUAAGGUAUUGCCGGGGGCUUGGGAACCCCUGGACAAUUCAAAGAGUGGAGGGUUGCUCUUGAUGUGGAAGCAGGAUAUUCAGUUAGAAUUACUUAAUUAUUCUCAAAGGCAUAUCAAUGCUUUUAUCACUAAUGACAUGGGGGAUGCUCGUUGGCUGCUUACAUGCUUUUAUGGCCACCCUGAGCAUUUCUCAAAAGUUUUUCUCUCAACUUCCCCCACACGUGAGAAGAUUGAUCAGUGCCUAUGUGGUGUGGAGCAAAAGGUGUCAGAGGAGAUGAGACUCAAUCUAAAUAAGGUCUUUUUGAAAGAGGAAAUUGAAGUAGCUUUGAAGCAAAUGUCCUAUUUUAAAGCACCUGGACCUUAUGGUUUUAGUGCUGGUUUUUAUCAAGACCAUUGGGAUAUAGUGGGUGAUGAAGUCUCUACUGCUGUUUUGUCCUUUUUACACAGUGGUAUAAUGCCUGCUGAUCUUAAUCACACCCUUAUUGCUCUGGUCCCAAAGGUAAUUUCUCCUACUUCAGUGCAUGAUUUUAGACCUAUUAGUUUAUGCAAUGUUUUGUACAAACUGAUCUCUAAAGUCCUUCCUAAUAGAAUGAAAGGGGUUUUGUCUAAGGUUAUCUCUUGGAAUCAAAGUGCUUUUAUUCCAGGUAGGCUUAUAACGGAUAAUGUUAUGGUUGCCUAUGAACUACUACAUUCCAUGCAGUCAAGACAGCAUAGUAAGGUGGGUAGUAUGGCUAUCAAACUAGAUAUGUUCAAGGCCUAUGAUAGGGUGGAAUGGGAUUUUUUGGAGGCCAUGCUACUCAAGUUGGGGUUUGGUUCUAGAUGGACUGGCUUAAUUAUGGCUUAUGUCAAAUCCGUUAGCUAUGCUGUGAAGCUUAAUGGAGUACCUAGUGAUACCAUUAUCCCUUCAAGAGGAAUACGUCAAGGUGACCCUUUGUCACCUUACUUGUGCCUAAUUUGUGCUGUGGGUCUUUCUUCUUUACUAAAACAAGCUGAAAAUAGGGGUGUCUUGAGGGGGGUGGCAGCUUCGAGGGGAGGUAUUAGAAUUAAUCAUCUUCUUUUUGCUGAUGAUUGUGUUAUAUUUUGUCAAGCAAAACAAGAAGAAUGGUUCAUGGUGGAGCAGCUUUUGAGUAAGUAUGAAGGAGCUUCAGGUCAAUCCUUGAAUAAACAAAAAACUUCUAUUUGUUUCAGUAAAAAUAAAAAUCCAGCAGCAAGAGAAUUAAUAUUGCAGUCAACAAAUGGGGUAGUGUGUGGUGAUUAUAAUAAGUACUUGGGUCUCCCUACCAUGAUAGGAAGAUACAAGUAUAUGUCUUUUCGAGGCUUAAAAGAGAGGAUAUGGAGGAGAAUGUGUAGUUGGAAAUCUGUUUUUUUAUCUACAGCAGGGAAAGAGAUUCUUAUUAAGAGUGUUUUGCAAGCCAUUCCAUCUUAUACUAUGAGUGUGUUCAAACUACCGUGUGGGUUGAUAAAGGAAAUAGAAGCUUUGUUUUCUAAGUUCUGGUGGAGUCAUAAUAAAUCUGUGAAAGGCAUCCAUUGGAAAAGUUGGGAGAAGCUAGGCCAAGUCAAGACUAAGGGAGGUUUGGGAUUUAGAAGCCUUGCUAGCUUUAAUAAGGCUCUUUUAUCAAAGCAACUAUGGAGACUUAUCCAGGAUCCUUCAUCUUUGGUGGCCCGAGUCUUCAAACAUAAGUAUUAUAAUUCCUGCAAUGUUUUAGAUUCAAAGGUUGAGACUUCUCCAUCUCACAUUUGGAGGAGCAUCUGGUCUGCUAUGGAUGUAGUCAAAGCUAGAUCUGUUUGGAGGGUGGGGAAUGGUGAGUCUAUUAAGAUAUGGCAAGAUAGAUGGUUACCGAGGUACUCUACUUAUAUGAUUCAAUCUCCUAUUUCACUAUUAGAUAUGGAUGCUCGAGUUGCUGGUUUAAUUAACUCUGGGACUCGUGAGUGGAAGGCAGAUCUCAUAGACGCUAUUUUCAAUUUAGAGGAAAGCAAAUUAAUCUUAAGCUUGCCUAUUAGUAUUCGGGGUGCCAGUGAUAAGCUUAUGUGGGUGGUAGCCUCAAAUGGGAUUUUUUUAGUUAAGAGUGCUUAUUUUGUUGCUUAUGAGUUACAGAGUAUGCAUAAGGGGCAGUCUUCUAAUGCUUCGGGGUUGGAGGCUCAAUGGAAAAAGAUUUGGGGUUUGCAGGUCCCAGGGAAAGUAAAACAAGUGCUAUGGAAAGCUCUUACUGAUAUUCUACCUACAAUGGCUGCGCUGGUUAAAAAACAGGUUUUGCAAGAUGGCUUGUGUCCUAUCUGCACCAGAGAGGAGGAAUCAGUCUUGCAUGUAUUAUGGACAUGUCCUGCAGCAACUGAUGUAUGGGGUGACUCAUCUAGUCCUGUGAAGAAAUGGCCUUCAGAUUUUGUGGAUUUUUCUAAUUUAUGGGGCAACUGGUCUAUGAAACUCGAGGGACAGCACUUAGAACAAGUUGCAGUAGUCUGUCAUAAGCUGUGGGCUAGACGAAACAGAUGGGUGUUUGAACAACUCUUCCAAGAUCCAGCUUCUCUUUUUAUGGCUGCGUUGAAUGAGCUUGAAAUUUUCCAGGCAGCAGGAAGUAUACAGCAGCAGCAAAAUUCUGCUACAGCAGUUCAGCAGGAUCAACUUUCUGCAGCAGGUAGUAUACAGCAGCAGCAAACUUCAGCAGCAACAGUUUGGCAGCAGCAAUUUUCUGCAGCAGGUAGUAUACAGCAGCAGCCAAUUUCUACAGUAGCAGUUCAGCAGCAGCAACUUUUUGUAGCAACUGGCCAGCAACGAGUAGAGGUCCAUACCAAGUGGUCACCAGCAAGUGAGCCUUUUUAUAAACUUAAUUUUGAUGCCUCUUAUUCAGAAUAUAGUAAUUGCAUGGGGAUUGGGAUUGUUUUGAGGGAUGGAAUGGGUGAUAUAGAGGUGGUUCUAGUUGCACCAAAGGCUCAUGUUCUUUCAGCUUUUCAUGCAGAAUGCUAUGCCUUGUUAAGAGCUAUGCAACUGUGUAGAGAGUUGGGUUUUUCAUACAUGGUGUUCGAAGGUGAUGCAAAAUAG